UCUAAUCCUAUGCAGCUUUGCAAGGUCUAAUAGGGAACAUAGAGAACCCAUGCAAGUUAAACCUUUAAUAAAGAGCAAUUUGCAAGUACAAUUCUCUCAUUAUUUUUUUUUAUCGAUACUUCUGCAUAUUCAGUGAAAUCUGAAGAUUAGCAGUUUAUGAAUAAUUCAGUGUUUAGGCUGAUGCCUGAUUCAUGUAUUUCAAACCUGGGAGCUGGUUUUGGAGGGAAGAGGAGGAAGGGUUUGGUGUUUGUUUGCUGCCUGACAAGGCAGUGCUCCACAGGAGCCGUGUGGUGCUUGGCACUGCGGCUCUCCUGCGCAGGACCAGCCUCCAGCCCACGGGCUGUCGCCCCACAUCGCGCCCAGCCCUACAGCUGUUGUCGCUGGGGUCAGCAAGGCCUAGGGCCCCUCUGCCAGCCAGGUGGGUGCUGGGGGCAUCACGGAGCUGCCAGAGAGGUGAUGGUCGGCUCUGGGAGGAGAAGAUGGUUGUAGGAAGUGAAUGCAGCCCUGCUGCGGUGCAGGACCCUGUGGCCUUCCAGCACCCCCAUGGCCUCCUUCCUGGCGAAUUCAGAAAUUGACUGGAAAUGGAUCAGGGAAAGGGCCAGCCGUGCUGGUCUGGGCAGAGCCAGGCACAUGGGACUUGGGCACAGGCCUUUUCCAGAACCCUGCUCCAGGCCAGGCUCCUGCUGGCGCCUCGGUCCUCUGCCAGAACCCAGCCCCAGGCUCAGCAGGUCGGUGCAGACCUCGAUGAAGGAGGUCUGUCUGGGCUGAAUUUUGCAUGUUCAUUGGUGCAGUAGCACAUCUGCUGCAUCAGGCCAUGAACCAGCGCUGCUGACACAUGAUCCCAGUCCUUCCACAAGUUUGCAGCUCCCCAGGGACUUUCACAGAUGAUGCACACAAAAAGCUCAUGACUUUUUUUUAAGGAGCAAGGGACUGACACAGCAUGCUCUGGAGAAACACAGCAGUCUCCGGGGUGAAGACAUUCAUGCUAUUCCUGCACCAAAGAGCUGUUUUAGUGAAUUAGACACGCUCACCCCAUGAGCACAUGCAGAACAGAAAGUAGCACAAAUGUCCCACCCCACUGAAACAGCGGGGAAAAUCACAGGAAUCAUAGGAUGAAUUAAUUUAAACACAGCCAUGACACAGAAGUGCCCUGGGAGCCUUGGGGACCUGGAUGGUCAAAGGCUCAGCUCGUCCCUUGCCCAUGGGACGAUGCUAUCCCCAGUGCAGUGCAGUGCAGUGCAGUUGCUGUGCCAGGAGCUGGCAUGAAGGGGAGGUGGAGGGGACACAUUAAGGCUGCCCCUGCAUAGGACUGGGUGCUCUCUCCCCUGAACACAGCAGGAUGUGGUGAACAUGGGCACGUGUGGCAUCCCACUCAUGAGCACACACGUGGGGCUACUGCAGGAGAGUUGCUCCUCCUGCUUUAGCCAGCUGACAAAAUAGCUCUUCAUUUUCCUCCUCUCGUUUGUGGGUUCAUUUCUCCCUCCCAUUACUGGGCUCCCCGUGCAGUGCAGCCCCUGCUUCCCUGCGGGACUGUCCUGCACAAAGGGCCCCAGCAGACAUGCCAGGCUCCCCAUCCAGCCCAUGGCGUGUGCUGCCAGUACGCGGCCAUCCCAGCACCCAGCAGCGGGGUGGGUUCCUUUGCACUGCAUGGUCACAGCCUUCACCCUGUGAGCCCCCUGUCUCUCGUCCCUCUCUAAAACAUCUGCUGAGACACAGCCCUUCUCCUGCCAGCCCCUCACAAAGAUUUGGGCAUGAGUACUUGGCUUCACAGCCACCUGCUCCCCCUGGGUGGCAACCAGAGCGGUUAGCAGCUGCCAACCAGACCUUGCAGUUAUGGUGCUAAUCAGAUAAAUUAGCUGGAAGUGAGGUAAACCUGUGAUCAGGGUCAGUGGUGCUGUAAGCAGAGCUGGGGCUGUUGGGCUUGAGGCUUUGGGUUGCUGUGUGCUGUCAUGGAGCCUCAGACAGAUGAAGCUGGCGGUGCUGCCCGGUUGUCCAGUCAGGUUGUUCGGGGCCGGCGGCACCCCCCGACGCUGCACAUGGUUAUUGAGGCACUGCAGGCCCAGGACGGGAAGAAGGGUGCCUCCGUCGUCACCAUCAAACGCUUCAUCCUGGCCAAGUACCCCGCUGUGGACCCAGUGCGCCUCAAGUACUUGCUGAAGCAGGCGUUGACCAAGGGGCUGAGCCGUGGGGACCUGGUGCGGCCCCACAACUCCUCUGCCCUGGGGGCCACUGGCCGCUUCAAGCUGGCACCUGAAAAGCUGCGGCAGAAGCAGCCGCCAGGCCAGACAGAUCCCACAGGAGGACAGGCCCCGAAGCCAGGACGCAGAGGAGCUGCCAAGGCCACCCGGGCCCCUGCGGCACUGGAGAGCGAAGGAGGACAAGGUACUGCUGAGGAGAAGCCAAAAGUCGUGAAGCAGAAGCCAAGGACAAAGCCUGCAGAUGCCCAGCCGGCACCGGCAACAGCGAAGCCCAGCAGUGAUGGAGCAAAGGCCCCUCGGGCCCCUGCCAAAGGGCGGUCAGCGCCCCGCACAGCUCUGGCUGCCAAGGACAAGGGAGGGAACGAUGGUGACCGCCCUGAGGGUGCUGGGGCAAAGGGGACCCAAAAGGUCCCAAUGGGCAAGACUAAGGGGAUGCCUGGGGAGGUUUGGGAAGCUGUCCCCAAGGAGAAGGGGGCUAAAGGCAAGACAAGGAAACCCCAGGCAGCCCGAGGUGCUGGCCACGGGGAGGCUGCACCAUAGGAGGCAUCCCUUGCCGUGGUGGGCAAGAAGGUGCGCUAGGGGUCCUAGGUCUCUGGCAGUGCAGCACUGUGCCCAGCUGAGCCCAGACCCAUGGGGUCUGAGUUGGUUUUAGUCUACAGGACAGAUUUUAACUCUGUGUUCACCUGCUACUAAUAAAGCUGCUUCACUCAUCAUGAAA
Molecule: messenger RNA, 2916 nt
Organism: Cygnus olor (mute swan)
Lineage: Eukaryota; Metazoa; Chordata; Aves; Anseriformes; Anatidae
Product: histone H1.8
Biological process (GO): negative regulation of DNA recombination; chromosome condensation; nucleosome assembly
Cellular component (GO): nucleosome; nucleus
Molecular function (GO): nucleosomal DNA binding; double-stranded DNA binding
Source: RefSeq, a predicted model, not a curated record